Messenger RNA from Panicum hallii, 3285 nucleotides. Its product is annotated as acylamino-acid-releasing enzyme 1. Gene Ontology annotation, molecular function: serine-type endopeptidase activity. The record is from RefSeq and is a predicted model, not a curated record. Bases 484 to 3006 code for a protein of 840 amino acids. The transcript is spliced from 18 exons. Gene Ontology annotation, biological process: proteolysis. NCBI's taxonomy places the organism in Eukaryota, Viridiplantae, Streptophyta, Magnoliopsida, Poales, Poaceae.
GAGGAUCACUCAUCAACCUCCUCCCUGGCUCCCUCCGCUUGAUUGCCGCCCGCUACCUCCUUUCUGUGCACCGGGCCCGUGCUCCGCUGAUGGCCGGCGGCAGUGAUAGGUCGUUCCGCUGCUCCGACCUCUGCUUCGUCGUUCUCGGUGUGAUGAACGCGCCGCUCGUGCGUGUCGCGGCCGUCGCCGCGAAAAGCCGGUACCGCCUCCGCAAUGGAGCAGGGCGGAAUCGUACUUUGGCUGCGCGAAUCUGGACCGAGUCCGCGUCGACGAGCCCCUCUCGGAUCCGCCCCGCUGUAGCGGGCCAACGCCACCGCAGCCAGAGCACGGUUGAAAUGGAGGAGAGCGUGAACGCCUGAACGGCCCCGGCCCGGGCCCGGUCCAUUGGCAGUGGCACGAGGCUGAUAAUCUGUGGCAUCCUCGUCCGGAGGGCUGCAAUGAAUUUCACGAUAAAAUCAGGGGGUCCACAGUUAAACAAAGGAUAUGCGAAAAGAUUCCCCCAUCCAACCAAUGGUGGUUUUGACCACGGCCUUCAUCACCUGCGCCAAAUUCCACUGCCGCUCCAUUGCAGCUGCGAAUUUACACCCCGUCUCGUCCUUUCCUCCCCCCGCUCGUGCUCCGCCGCCCCGCGGACAGCUGCUGCAGCAAAGAAUUUGCAAGGUCUCACUGCACUCUAUAGCUAUGGCUACCGCACAAGCCUCAGAAGCAGCAGCUAACAAAGGGUUGCCUUUGGGGAUGGAUGCAACAAUGGUCGAUGAGUAUGCCUCCCAGUCAAAGUUGCUGCAAGAAUUCGUUAAGAUUCCCAGUUUUGGCAAGGCUUGGAUCUUCAAUUCCAAGGAUGAAAACAAAUCCAGAGCAGUGGUUUCAAUCAGCCAAUCAGAUCUUUUGGGCAAUAAGAGGAGAAAGUUCCUUUUGAAUUCUCAUAUUUCAAAGAGUGCCUCAAAGUCCGUCGAUUUCCAGUGGUCUCCCUUCCCGACUGAAAUAAGUGGAGUGUCAGCAGUUAUUCCAUCGCCUUCUGGAGAAAAACUUCUUCUAGUACGAAAUUCUGAGGAUGAUUCCCCUACAAAACUAGAGAUUUGGGGCCCAUGUCAAUUAGAGAAUGAGAUACAUAUUGCAAAAUCUGUUCAUGGCUCACUCUAUACUGAUGAAUGGUUUGAAGGGAUAUCAUGGAACCAGGAUGAAACUUUCAUAGCUUAUGUUGCUGAGGAGCCUCCUCAACCAAAGCCAGUGUUCAAUGAUUACGGAUUCAAGAAGGAAGGCUCAUCUGAAAAGGACUGCAAGAGCUGGAAGGGACAAGGGGAUUGGGAGGAAACCUGGGGAGAAACCUAUUCGAAGAAAAGGAUACCUGCACUGUUUGUUGUCAACAUAUCCAGUGGCCAAGUUCGAUCUGUGAAGGGAAUACCUAGAUCAUUAAGUGUUGGCCAAGUGAUUUGGGCCCCAUCAUCUUCAUAUGGAUUGGUUUUUGUUGGAUGGUCAUCUGACAAUGGUUUCCAAGAGACUUCAAGGAAGCUUGGUAUUAAAUACUGCUACAACAGACCUUGUGCUCUGUUUGCUGCUCCUGAUCCUUUCAGAGAAGAAACUGAGAAACCAUCAACCGAGGGCAAUAAGGGUGAAACUACAACUAUGAUCAAAUUAACAGCACACCUGAGCAGUGCCUUCUUCCCACGGUUCAGUCCGGAUGGGAAGUAUCUUGUGUUCGUCUCAGCGAAGAGUGCUGUAGAUAGUGGAGCACACAAUGCCACAAAUUCAAUGCAUAGAAUUGAGUGGCCUGUAGAUGGGAAACUGGAUGGGAGCCUUGGUAUCGUUGAUGUGGUGCCCAUUGUGAUGUGCCCCAAAGAUAACUGUUUCCCUGGGCUGUACUGCUUUGGAUUGCUCAGGCAUCCGUGGCUUACUGAUGGACGGACUAUGAUUCUAUCUUCUGUUUGGGGUAGUAGGGAAGUAAUACUUUCAGUAAAUGUCGUGAGUUGUGAAGUUUUAAGAGUUAGUCCCCAGGAUUCAGAUUAUUCAUGGAAUGUUCUUGCACUUGACAAGAAUAACAUUCUUGCAGUUUCCAGUAGCCUUAUUACACUCCCUCAAAUAUACUAUGGAAUCAAGGUUUCUCAGACUGAAAGCCAUUGGGAGUGGCAGGAAGUUUCAACUCCUUUUCCAAAGCCAUCUGAUGAGAUAAGCUCCAUAUUAGCAGAGCAUAAGUUCAACAUACUCAAAAUCCCGAUUAGCAACCCUUCUGACAAACUAGCAAAUGGGGCUAAGCUGCCUUUUGAGGCUAUUUUUGUGUCACAUAAGGAUUCUGCAAGUAAUCCAACCAUUGUUGUUCUUCAUGGUGGACCACACUCAGUUUACCCGUCAAGUUAUUCCAAAUCUUUGGCUUUUCUUUUUUCGCAGGGAUAUAAUCUUCUUGUCGUGAACUACAGGGGUUCAUUAGGAUUUGGGGAAGAAGCACUCCAAUCCCUUCCUGGAAAUAUUGGUUCUCAGGAUGUCAACGAUGUAUUGACAGCUUUGGACUUUGUUUUAAAUAGAGAGCUAAUAGAUCCAUCUAGAGUCGCUGUAGUUGGAGGUUCACAUGGAGGUUUCUUGACAACUCAUUUGAUCGGCCAGGCUCCUGAUACAUUUGUUGCAGCAGCUGCUCGAAAUCCAGUAUGUAACUUACAAUUGAUGGUGGGUACCACUGACAUCCCUGAUUGGUGCUUUGUCGAGAUUUAUGGAAAAGAUGGGAAAAAGUACUUCUCAGAGUCUCCUUCAGUAGAUGAUCUUUGUCAAUUCCACCAGAAGUCACCAAUAUCACACAUUUCGAAGGUCAAAACACCUACGCUCUUUCUCCUUGGAGCGCAAGAUCUCAGGGUUCCUGUUUCUAAUGGCCUGCAGUAUGCAAGGGCUUUGAAGGAGAGGGGAAUUGAAUCCAAAACUAUUGUCUUCCCAGAAGAUAUCCACGGAAUCGACAAGCCUCAGUCUGAUUUCGAAAGCUUCCUCAACAUAGGGGUUUGGUUCAAGAAGCACAUGAGCAAAUAAACAUUAGUGCUCUCCUAUUACAUUCGUGAUAGAUGUACCUUUUCAUUGUCACUAAAUGAUUGUAAUUGGGUCAAAGCAUCUGACAGCAUGGUUCACUUUGCCAAUCCGAUGUUGCCAAGAUGGAAUAAUUCUUUAAGACACGAAGGUCGUGUCUGUUGUGGUGUGGAUUCUGGAAUACCAAACUUCUAACAGCUAAUUUAGAUCAUAAGCUUCUAAUAGUUAUUUUUACAAAUGAUGCUGAUGUGUUAAUGUGAAAAGGCGGUUGCAUUUGAAUUGGAA